This is a messenger RNA of Fusarium verticillioides 7600, 2259 nucleotides long. RefSeq lists its product as hypothetical. Gene Ontology annotation, cellular component: cytosol. Gene Ontology annotation, molecular function: zinc ion binding; transaminase activity; DNA-binding transcription factor activity, RNA polymerase II-specific. Gene Ontology annotation, biological process: regulation of DNA-templated transcription. Lineage: Eukaryota; Fungi; Ascomycota; Sordariomycetes; Hypocreales; Nectriaceae. The transcript has 6 exons. The record is from RefSeq and is a predicted model, not a curated record. Bases 1 to 2259 code for a protein of 752 amino acids.
AUGGCUCACACUUCUGGCUCCAAGUCGAACAUUCUCCAUCGUUCAUUCGUUCACCAGCCCGAAAGAGUCGUUUCUGCCUCAGGUGUAUCUCUCUUUCCCGAGUCUGGCCGUGAAAUACUUGAUGCUUCAGCCGGACCAGCUGUAUCAUGUCUCAGCUUUGGGCGUCCAGAAAUUGCUGAAGUGGUCGCGAACCAGAUGAACCAGCUUCCUUAUCUCUACUCUGGCGCACGUUUCACUUGCGAUGUGACUGAGGAGCUUGCGUCGAUGCUUCUGCAAGGGCAGCCCGGUGGCCUGUCCAAGGCCAUAUUCGUCAACUCUGGGAGCGAAGCCACUGAUGCUGCUAUCAAGCUCGCAACACAAUACUGGCACGAGCGAGGAAUGCCUCAGAAGCACCAUGUCAUCGCAAGAAAACAGAGCUAUCAUGGAAACACGAUUGGAGCACUCCGUGUUUCUGGCCACAAAUUUCGAAGGGCCAUGUACCGCCACUGGCUCUCUCACAAUGUCAGCUUCGUUGACCCCUGCUUCGCUUAUAGGCUGAAGGGAAACGAAUCCGACCAAGAUUAUGUCCAGCGACUGGCAGAUCAACUUGAGGCAGAGAUUCUUCGUAUUGGAUCGGAGAACGUUUCUGCAUUUGUGGCUGAGACUGUCAGUGGAACUACUCUGGGUUGCCUCCCGGCGGUGCCUGGAUACUUCAAAGCUGUUCGAGAGAUUUGCGAUGAACAUGAUGUCCUCUUGAUCUUAGACGAAGAACAGGAGGGCAUUUCAGGGCCUGAUAUUCAGAUGAUAGGCAAAGCUCUUGGUGGAGGUUUUGUUCCCCUGUCUGGCGUGUUGCUUCGCAAUAAGAUAUUUGACGCCCUCGCAGACGGAUCUCGGGGAUUAGCCCAUGGGCACACUUUCCAGGCUCAUCCGGUGGCUUGCGCUGCAGCCCUCGAGGUUCAACGCAUCGUUCGUGAUGAAGAUAUUCUCGCUAACGUCCGAGAAAUGGGUAAGGUCUUGGAGAUGCUCCUGAGAACAAAUCUUGGGCAUAUGGAAUAUGUCGGCGAUAUCCGUGGGCGUGGUCUUUUUUGGGCUGUUGGGAGAUUAGAAUCGGAUCAAGAUAUUUUGCGUCUCAUGAACGAAUCACUUAGAACACCACCUUCGGCUUCAACUCGGAGAGGUGGCUAUACUCGACAGAAGCGUGGAUGUCUAACAUGUCGUCAACGAAAGAAGAAAUGUGAUCAGCUUUACCCCAUCUGCAGCCACUGUUUGCGUCUCAAUCUAGUAUGCAAGCGUGAGCCUCCACGCUCGGUGCUCCCGUCACCUGGGGCGGCAACGGGAGAUUCUGAAGUGACCGAGACAAGAGUUAUGAGAGCUCCAAGCAUAUACCAGCAAAUCAAAGAGAUCACGCAACUAUGUCAACCUCUCGGACUAUCGCUGAAACCUGGUGACACCGACCCCAAAAGUCUUGUGGGAAGCAGACGAGUGGUGCUGCGUUACUACACGGUAACUCUUGCGUUUCUACUGACUACGAACCUCGAAAAAAACUGUUUCCUCUCUGUUAUUCUUCCCAUGGCGUUCGAAUGCCCUGCCCUAAUGUAUGCCGUCUCAGCAUGGGCUUCUUCCCACUUAGCAUUACGUGACAACAAGUUCAGAGCCGAUUCGCUAAGGCACCGUGGAUAUGCUUUGGCUCAGCUUCAAAAGUCAAUGGAGCAGAGUGAGCUGUCAACUGAGAUGUGCCUCGCUGUGACCAUGGUCCUCUGUUCCAUGGAGUCAAUAUCCGAGGCUACCGAUGCGUGGCAUCCUCACUUGAAAGGCGCUGCUGCUGCUGCAUUAGCUUGGCAGUCAGAGGAUUCUCUCGCGGUGGUAGAUCCGAAGCAAGCUGUUCAGGCUACGUUUGAAGGGAGGUGGCUUCUCCGCAAUUUCGCCUAUCACGACAUCAUGAUGAGUGUCUCAAUGGAUUGUCGUCCAUUGAUAAGGGGGCCUUACUGGGCCUCAGAGGAUGACACACUUGCAGAUCCCUAUUUUGGAUUUGCGUCGCGGAUACUAUAUCUCAUCUCCAAGACGAGCAUUCUGAAUGCCGACUUCGCAGAAGCAGAAUUGGGAUCACAGACCCGGGGUUAUAGUUUUGCCGAACGCUCACGAAAGAUAGAAAGUGAACUCCAGAGUUGGGUUUGCCCUUCGGGCCAUGAUGAUUCACCGCUAGCGUUGCUUGGUGAAGCCUACCGCAACGGGGCGCUCAUUCAUCUUUACCGAACCCUUGCUCGCUACAUUAAAAGCUAA